AUGACUUCGGGCGAGGCAGCUUACCCAGUUUGCGUUACCUGGGCGUCAGGUGGAGCCCCAAUGGACUCGCCAGGAACACUUUUCCUAUGGCGAGUGGAUCCAAUUGCCAACACAGGUUGUAUCGACAUAAAAGUCGGCAGCUGGCGAGCCUGUGAAGAGUCUGCUGCCAUCGAAGCCUCUGACAUCUCGUGGACCCGGUCCAUGCCCAAUACUCUGAAGGGACCACACCUCCGAGCUGCAGCGAGCGACAAUCAUGAAACUAGGGCCCAGUGGCGCUCAGGGCAGAUGCCAAUCCCCGUCCAGGAAACGUUGCCACCCCGCGGCAGAGGUGCUAGAUCGCUUGCCUAUUACGAACCCCGAGAACCCAAGACAAACGACAAUGUAUCUGCGUUGUGGAUCCGUAUGGAGCUGAAGCCGCUCAUGAAGGCCUGA
Molecule: messenger RNA, 432 nt
Organism: Penicillium arizonense
Lineage: Eukaryota; Fungi; Ascomycota; Eurotiomycetes; Eurotiales; Aspergillaceae
Exons: 3
Coding region: 1-432 (143 amino acids)
Source: RefSeq, a predicted model, not a curated record